This is a messenger RNA of Perca flavescens (yellow perch), 2324 nucleotides long. It is a transcript of the gene anks1ab, whose product is annotated as ankyrin repeat and sterile alpha motif domain containing 1Ab. Gene Ontology annotation, cellular component: cytosol. Gene Ontology annotation, molecular function: ephrin receptor binding. The coding region runs from base 215 to 1849 and encodes 544 amino acids. Gene Ontology annotation, biological process: ephrin receptor signaling pathway. Lineage: Eukaryota; Metazoa; Chordata; Actinopteri; Perciformes; Percidae. The transcript is spliced from 13 exons. The record is from RefSeq and is a predicted model, not a curated record.
ACAGGAGCAUUUUGUAUGAGUUAAAGGCAGAUUACUCAAGUAUACGAUACUUAUAUAGUUUAUUAAUCUGUGUCUUUCAGUACUACAAUUGACUGGCUUUCCAGAAGUUUAAAAGCUCCACAAAGAUCUUGGAUCACUCUCUUGGACUGACUAAACAAGUCAGAAUACUGCAGGAAACUGUGGACCCUGAGCUGCACUUGGCAGCUCCAAAACAAUGGCAGAGUGCACGCAGGAUGCCAACCCCGCCAACGUGAUCCAAAAUCCAAAAGCUGACAUUAAGGAUUUGAGAGAAGUGUCAGCUGAUGCUGCAUCGGUGGUAGCGCUCAAAGUCAGACCUGCAGACCUGGGACUGAUUCGAAGUUUGUCCAAGUCGGACUCUGACUUGUUGGCGUCACCACUCGUAGAGGAGGAUGGCGGUCUGUCUGGCCGCAGUGGGUCCGUGUCUAACUGCAGCUCUGGGCGGCCGUCCACGGAGCACAUGCCUUCCUUUGCCUCUGAGUGGGAUGAGAUUGAGAAGAUCAUGAAUUUGAUUGGAGCAGGCAUUGAAACGUCCCAAAAGAAACAGCCCACAGCAAGUUCAGAUGGGGCCUGUGGUAAAGCCCUGGACCAGCCGGUCGGAGAGUGGCUGGAGCACGUGGGGCUGCCGCAGUACGAGAGCAAGUUCCUGCUCAAUGGCUUCGACGACCUACGAUUCAUGGGAAGUAACGUGAUGGAGGACCAGGAUCUCAGGGACAUUGGGAUCACUGACCCAGGACACAGAAAGAAAAUACUCCAUGCGGCACGCAGCUUGCCCAAGGUGAAAGCACUGGGCUGUGAUGGCAGCACAUCGCUGGUCUCCUGGCUGGACAGCCUCGGCCUGCAUGAAUAUCUGCCCAACUUUCUUUCAAGUGGCUACCGCACACUGGAAUGUGUAAAGAACCUGUGGGAGCUGGAGAUUGUCAAUGUGAUUAAAAUUGGCGCCCUGGGCCACAGGAAGAGGAUCAUUGCCUCUAUAGCAGAGAGACCCUACGAAGAGGCUCCGACCAAAUCCCGUCGUCUGUCCCCAAUUAUGUUCCAUGACCUCCUGUCCCAGACCACAUCCCCCCUCAGUCGCUCCAUGGAUAUGCUCCUGCCAUUGACUGAGCCGGACCGGAGGCGGAGGGGAGUUGACCAAGACUGUAGUGUUUCUCUGCGUUCAUAUAGUGAGAGGCCGCGUUCUGUAGACAGACAGAGUGAACGACACAAAGACUCUCGUUUAAACCUCCGCCCGCCGAACCAGUCUGCUACCUACGCCACGGUGUCCACCUGGCAUCACCAGCCUGAGAAGCUCAUCCUGGACUCCUGCGGGUACGAGGCAACAUACCUAGGAUCAAUGAUAAUCAGGGAUCUACGAGGGAUUGAGUCCACACAAGAUGCCUGUGCAAAAAUUAGGAAAUCAAAGGAUUCAAGAAAGGGUCCAGUUGUCAUACUGUCCAUUACCUAUAGAGGGGUCAAGUUCAUCGAUGCAGCCACAAAGACUAUAGUUGCGGAGCAUGAGAUCAGAAACAUCUCGUGCGCCGCCCAAGACCCAGAUGACCUCUUCACUUUUGCUUACAUUACCAAGGAUCUGAAGAGCGGCCAUCACUUCUGUCAUGUCUUCAGCUGUAUGGAAGUGACACAGACCUACGAGAUCAUCCUAACACUGGGACAGGCGUUUGAAGUGGCCUAUCAGAUGGCAAUGCAGUCCAGGGCAAGACACUAUGUCCCACCUACAUCUCUGACCUCAGAGGUCAUAGAGACCAAAACCAGCCGCCCUGUAUCUCAGUCGUGGAGCAGCAUGCGGAGAUCAGCACUCACCCCAGCGUUCAAGUUUCCGGAUACCAAGCUGUGAGUUGAAGGGGAGCAGCCGAUGUGAGUGUGUGUGUGUGUGUUGAGUUAGUGGGCAGAGCAGUGGAAAAGAGGUAGAGAGAGAAAAUGAGAGGUAAGCCUUAUGCAACGUGCAGGGCCAACCAGCUACUCGGACAUUUAGAUCUCACUCUGUAUAUCCCCUACUCCUCCACUGCCCCGGAUAUGAAUCCCAACACACAGACCAAAGGUAACCUGUUGUCCCACAUCACUGGCUAAACAGGACCUGUGUAUCACUCCUGUCUUGAGAAAGAGGUCAGUCAGAAAGGGUCAAGUCUAUUCCCUGGCCUCCAUGUGACUUUCUGAUCUUGUCAUGUAGGUACUGUAAUGUUUAGAGCACUGUAGACCAUUAAUGAUAGACCAUUAAUGAGCAUUUCUAUUGAUUCAGGUCUAUUGGAGAUAGUAACUGUGGGAGUUAUUAAGGGUAAACAAAAAUGUAACAAAGUGUAGAGAAAAAAAAA